UCGAUCCCUUUUGAGGGUAUACAGCUUAGAGAUGGUAGAGCUGCUUCUAGGUAUGCGAGAACAAGAACUAGAGGGAAGAAAGUCACGCGCAGUGGGUUAUGUUAGGCACGUCGGAAUUUCUCAACUCCUUGUGUGAUGAAGAUGGAAGUUUAGAUCGGAGAGAUAAUAGCACCUUGAAAUUUUCCAUAGUAUUUCACACUACCAUUUUGCAACACCUGAUACAUAUUCAAGAUAGCAAAUCAUAUGGUCGACUCCAUAAUCACCCUCUGAAGCUCCCCGGACUCAAUGGUGGCCUUCGGCCAAGCGCCGCUGGAGACCAUCGCGCUAAGCGCCGGUUCUUGAUCUACGCAGUCUCUCGGCUGACUGUUCUUGAUCCGUACGAGGACUGCUUCCCCAGGACUAUGCAUAGCGUAUGCGAGAGAUUUUCAGGGACCUGAUAGCCGAGUCACGUGACGCCGGCGCUUGCCUGUUUCAACUCCCAGUUUCAGAUCCAUCCUCCCAACUCUGCAUGCUUCAGACUUCCGUUUCAGCUUGGCGAUGCGAAGCUUUCCCAUAUGCUUCACCGCCAAGCACUUUUCUAGGCUCCGGAUGGCGUAUUGGGUGCUUGGUCUCCUCGCGCCCUCAGGCCUGCCGCGCGUCAUCACGCUCCCAAACUUUUAACGUCUCUUCCUCAUCCGCUCAGAACUCAAGGGGUAUGCACACAGCACCAUGGCCCGGGCGUCCAAUGCGGCGCAUCAUCCCGAUCGCGAUAGAAAUCCCACACAUGCACCGCCUCAUCGCUAACCUUCCUCCCCGCCGCCGCCUCGGUCGCGUUGGAGACCCAGAACGCGGUUGCGCCGUUGUCGGCACAGUUCCAGAAGGUGCCGUCGCCCGCUUCGGCGGAGAGCAGCGUCGUACCGCAGGAUUCGCCGGCGCUGGUAGGGGACGUGGAGGUGGAGGUGGAGGCGAAGGAGCGGCAUUGGGACGCGUCGGUGGUCCAUUGGCCGAUGGAGGUUGCGCAGCCGAGGUAGGCGUUUUUGGAGUCAUAGAGGGCGAGUUGGACGGUUGGUGAGGGGUGCGCGUGGAAGGGGAUUUGGGCGGGUGGAGGGAGGGGAGAUGCGAGGGCGCAGGCGGCGAGGGCGAGGAGGGUGAGGGAUUUCAUCAUGAUGGAUUUAGGAGCUGUGAGCGGGGUGGGAUUUGGAGGUGGAGAGAGGUUGUUAUUAUAGAAGGAGUAUAGGCAGUACGCU
Messenger RNA from Mytilinidion resinicola, 1226 nucleotides. RefSeq lists its product as uncharacterized. The coding region runs from base 413 to 1051 and encodes 212 amino acids. The record is from RefSeq and is a predicted model, not a curated record. The transcript has a single exon. Lineage: Eukaryota; Fungi; Ascomycota; Dothideomycetes; Mytilinidiales; Mytilinidiaceae.